GUUUUUUCCAUUUACAUCAUAUAGAGGAAGAAUCUUUCCAAUCUACAUUCUCUUAGGAAUUCCUCGUGGGACCCAGGAUCGAGUCACCAUUGUCAUCUGAAGCUAGUUUGAAAACUCAAAUAUUCUUUGGAAUUAAAGGGGACUGAAGCGAAAAUUAAUUUAUUUUCACCUCAGUUCUCUCUAAUCCUAAAAGCGAUUUGAGGUUUUCCAAAGUAGUCCGUACUGGGUGGCAUUGUCCUAUGUUUCCAUUGCUUGUGCAGUUGUGCCACGUCGCUCUGUCCUCCGCGGCACACCAUAAAAACCAGACCCCGCAAUGCUCCCAUCUCCAGUCCAGGUCUCUAGUCUCCACUCCGCUGUCGCUCCGGCCCAGCAGCUCGACCACCACCGCUCCGCAGGCAGGAAGCCGCCAAGGACAUGGACGACGCUCAGGAGCCUCCCUCCCCUCCCUCCCCCUCGCAGUCAUCCUCCUCCUCUUCCUCGUCGUCCUCCGUGGCCCCGAACCCGAAGAAGCGGGCGCGCAAGGACGGCAGCCGGCACCCGACGUACCGCGGCGUGCGCAUGCGGAGCUGGGGCAAGUGGGUGUCGGAGAUCAGGGAGCCCCGCAAGAAGUCUCGCAUCUGGCUGGGCACCUUCGCCACCGCGGAGAUGGCGGCGCGCGCGCACGACGUGGCCGCGCUCGCCAUCAAGGGCGCGCGCGACGCGCACCUCAACUUCCCGGGCCUCGCGCACCUGCUCCCGCGCCCGGCCACCGCGGCGCCCAAGGACGUGCAGGCCGCGGCCGCGCUCGCCGCGGCCGCCGACUUCCCUCUGCCGCCGUCCCCCGGCGGCGCCAAUGCCAAGAGCCCCGAGAGCAGCAGCUCCGGCUCCGCCUCCGCCUCCGCCUCCGACGACGCCAGCGCCGCCUCGCCGGCGGCGCCGCAGGACGCCGAGCCCAACCCGGACGACGCGCUGUUCGACCUCCCGGACCUGCUUCUGGACCUGAGAUGCUGCGGGCCGUCGUCGUGGGCCGUCGACGACGACGUGGCCGGCGGCGGCGCGUUCCGGAUCAUCGAGGAGCCGCUGCUGUGGGAGUACUGAACUGAUCAAUGCCACCGCGCCAGUCCUGUCCUUGAGCGGUUGGCAGUGAUCAGCGAGUUCAUGCAUCGGUAGCUGUUGAGUGUUAGGGGGUGUUUGGCUUUAGAGACUAAUUUUUAGUUUAUCCAAUUUAUUCCACUUUAGUCACUAAAUUGUUAAAUAUGGAAACUAAAAUAGAGUUAUAGUUUCCAUAUUUUGCAAUUUAUAGACUAAAGUGGAAUAAAAUGGAGGGACUAAAAAUUAGUCCCUAGUAACCAAACACUACCUUAGAUCGACCGGACGGACACAUGUAAAUGCAGCUACUUCCGCUCCUCUGUUUCGUGCUCUGGAUUACUCUGCUGUUUCUUCUCUUUAUGCCAGAUUUAGGUGCCGCGCUUGUAUAAAGUUAGUUCCUUUUUUUCCCUCCUUCUCUUGCUUGAUUUGGAAGACAAGAAUAUGUAUAACCAUAAGAAGCAUCUUAUCUUGUGUCA
Messenger RNA from Zea mays, 1544 nucleotides. RefSeq lists its product as uncharacterized. The transcript has a single exon. The record is from RefSeq and is a predicted model, not a curated record. The coding region runs from base 415 to 1077 and encodes 220 amino acids. Gene Ontology annotation, biological process: regulation of DNA-templated transcription. Gene Ontology annotation, molecular function: DNA-binding transcription factor activity; DNA binding. Lineage: Eukaryota; Viridiplantae; Streptophyta; Magnoliopsida; Poales; Poaceae.